Molecule: messenger RNA, 2136 nt
Organism: Gadus morhua (Atlantic cod)
Lineage: Eukaryota; Metazoa; Chordata; Actinopteri; Gadiformes; Gadidae
Gene: trappc14
Product: trafficking protein particle complex subunit 14
Exons: 11
Coding region: 248-2044 (598 amino acids)
Biological process (GO): cilium assembly
Cellular component (GO): TRAPPII protein complex
Molecular function (GO): alpha-tubulin binding
Source: RefSeq, a predicted model, not a curated record
CUGACGACUGCCCUCUUGUCAAAGAGAAGCAGCGAAAACAGUCGGGACUCAACCAAAUAUUGGAAGUUUUGUCAAUUCAUUCUACAUAUUUAUAAUCGGCGAUGGCUGUAGUUUAAGAAGUUUUUAUGUUAUUUUUGACGGAUGGCUCCCAGAGCGAAAAGCGACCGGCGUGCAUGUUUUUACUUUUGAAGUUAGUUGUACCAUCAAAGGCGGCUAGGCAGGAAAGCUACCCCCAGGCACCUGCGCUAUGGUCGUGAUGAUAGAAUCACAAUGCGAGUACUUCAUGUAUUUCCCCGCCGUCCCGAUCUCGGACCUAUCCGACGCGGCCAAAUUCAGGAGCGUCCCCCAGCGGAGGCACCUCUAUCUCGGCGAGACGGUUCAGUUUCUGCUGGUGCUGAGGUUCAGGGAUGGAGGAGCGACAUCCACCAAGGCUGGCUGGAGAGAACUGGUUCGGUCUCUCUCGGCGGUGGCCAGUGUGUCACUUGGCGAGUCGCAGCAACCUAGACCCGAAUCAAGUCAGUUUCAGCAAGACUUUCAGAGUAGUUGCAGCGAGGAUGGGGAAGAUGAAGAGUGCGAGAUGGAAGAGGCGACCCCGUGUCGGGUGGAAGAGAGGACCAACGUUUUUAGACACUGCAAGCCUCUUCUCAAUCACAACGUCGGACGGCAGAACCGGACAGAAGAGUUUCAGUCACCCCUAGAGGCACCGGUGGUGGUGGACGAUGAGGUUGUGUUCCCGCUGACGGUGUCCCUUGACAAGCUGCCGGUCAAUACAUUCAAAGCCAAGAUCGUGGUGACGGUGUGGAAGGAGGAGCAGGAGAAGGUGGAGGUCAGGGAGCAUGGGUACCUGAGGGUUCUGCAGCUCAUGAGCCCCCUGCAGAUCUUCGGACAGGACCUCGGCUCCUUCAAGGCCCAGGUCAGCACCACACUGAGCGUUCUUCCUCCGCCCGCAGUCCAAUGCCAGCAGAUGACUGUGUCGGGUAAACACCUGACAGUGCUCAAAGUGCUGAACAGCAGCUCCCUGGAGGAUCUGUGCAUUCGGGACAUGAAGAUCCUCCCCAACUACAACUCUUCCUACCUGCCCAUGAUGCCGGACGGCUCGGUCCUGGUCAUGGACAACGUCUGCCACCGCUCAGCCGAGGUCACCACGGCCUCCUUCAGACGGGUGGCCAGCGAGUCUUCGCGCCUACCCAGCAUGCUCUCUGCCUUGGAGGAGCAGAACUUCCUGUUCCAGUUGCAACUGCGAGAUCGGCCUGAAGAAGACUCGGAUGAGGGUCUGGAGCUGCCACUCAUCGCUGUGGUUCAGUGGUCCGUGUCCAGGCUGCCCUUCCUCAGAUACAUCAGCACCCACUACACCCUACCGAGCGUGCGCCUGAACCGCCCCCAGCUGGUGAUGACCGCUUCCUGCCUUGGCGGCGUGCGACCCCGGGAGUGCUUCCAGGUCAAGUACACGCUGCUGAACAACCUCAGGGACUUCCUGUCCGUCCGUCUGGUGUGGACGCCGCCUGGCAGCGGCGGGGGUGGCUGUACGGGGGACGUCCCGGGUGGGCUGGGGGCGGUGGUCUGUCGGACGCCCCACACCGACCUCGGCCCCUGCCGCAAGGGCAGCAUCGUGUCCUUCAGUGUGGGCUUCCAGAUACUCCAGGGGGGCCUGUUUGAGCUGAGCCAGAACAUGAAGCUGAAGCUCCAGUUCUCGGCGCUGGACGCCGUGUGCAGCCCCAGCAAGGAGGGCCGUGGGCCGGGGGGCCCGGCGGCUCUGGGGGCCCCGGGGGCCCGGGGCGGCUCCCCCUCCAGCCCCCGUCACGUGCGAGAGCUGCUGGAGCGCAGGUCCCAGAGCUUCUCCCACGAGCAGCCCCCCAGGACCCCGUUCACCAGGGCUGCCAGUGUGAUGGGGUGCGGCGCCGUCACCCCCCCGGUGGGCUCCCCCUCGGGACGGCCCUCCCCCCUCUACCUGCCCCCCGUCCGCCCCCCCGUGCUGCCCGGCCUGGACAAGAUCGCCAAGCGGGAGUGCAAGGUGCUGGUGGUGCUGGCACCACAGCCUCUCUAGCGCUCUCUCUUCCUGUCCCUCUCUUUCUAACUCUCUCUCUUUCUGUGUCUCUCUUUCUGUGUCUCUCUUUCUGUCUCUUCCUUUCUGACACU